Messenger RNA from Erigeron canadensis, 2196 nucleotides. Its product is annotated as magnesium transporter MRS2-3-like. Bases 715 to 2112 code for a protein of 465 amino acids. Gene Ontology annotation, molecular function: acyltransferase activity, transferring groups other than amino-acyl groups; serine-type carboxypeptidase activity; magnesium ion transmembrane transporter activity. The transcript is spliced from 6 exons. The record is from RefSeq and is a predicted model, not a curated record. Gene Ontology annotation, biological process: magnesium ion transport; secondary metabolic process; proteolysis. NCBI's taxonomy places the organism in Eukaryota, Viridiplantae, Streptophyta, Magnoliopsida, Asterales, Asteraceae.
AAUAGGAAGGGGGGAGGAAAACGACGAGCAUGAACUACCCGCUAGCAAUAACUUCCUCCACGAAGGACAUUUGGACGAGCUCGUCCAUCAUCUACUACGAGCGGCUAAAACACAUGUUUGGUUGGUGUACUAUUCACAUUAAAGGAAUGAAAUACUAUCUUCAUUAUUUUUCUUUCAAGUUUUCUAAUCAAUACCGUCUCAUGCUCCGUUGCCAUCUUUACCUUUGACUAUGUAUGAGACACAUGUAUUCAUCAUAGAAGUUGGUUGAAGCAAACUCAGCCAAAGGAAGGUAACGAAGAUUUGACAGAAAUACGAGACUAAAUACUUUUCAAGCUAGGGAUCUCCUCCAAAUCUGGUGGCAUGGCAAGGAAUUGAAAGAAAUACAUAUAUACCAUGUGUAGUCGGUCACAAACAUAUAUUGCUCAUAGUGAUUGGUGAAAUGAAACCAAAUUUAUAAAGUAGAAUUGCUUUUUUGGGGAUAUAUAACUUAACAACAGAGGGCUGCUAAUUAACAACGGUGAUAACAAAGACAUGCAUAUAGACCGUCUUUUGUAGUUUUCUACGCAUGCAGCUGGUACAUAUUAAUUUAUUCUUUCGGUGGCAUCGAUCGAUCGAAACAGCUUACACAGGGCCAAUAUUAUUGUUAGGAUCCCAAUAAAAUUUGAUGAGAAGUAAAUCAAGUAAUCAACUGCUGCUUCUAAAAAAUAAUCAAUCAUGACCACCCUCCCACAAUCAAACAAUAAUAUUCCUCCAAUAAUUAUACAUCAUCCUGCUCUUGUCCGUAAAAAGGCAACGGCAGUAGUAGUAAGGCCAUGGCUACUUCUAGAUUCCACUGGCCACGCUCAAAUCAUAGAAGCCGGGAAACACAUUAUCAUGCGUCGCACGGGUCUGCCCCUUCGUGAUCUCCGGAUACUUGACCCCAUCCUGUCAUACCCGUCAACGGUGCUAGGAAGAGAGAGAGCAAUAGUCAUAAACUUGGAACAUAUAAAGGCUAUAAUAACAGCACAACAGGUUUUUUUGUUGAAUUCUAAGGAUCCUUCUGUUGCUCCUUUUGUCGAUGAGCUUCAGCGUCGUAUUUUAUGUCAUCAUCAGGCUAUCACUGCUACUUCUGAUCAUGAGGAAAUGGUGGAUGGUGAGCCACGAUCAAGAGAAGUUAGUUCCCCAAGAGUCGGCACGAGUAUCGCAGGGAGUGAUGGUCAGGAGGUAAAAGCUGAUGGAAAACAUUCUUUUGAGAAACAAGAUGGGCCAAAACUGCUUCCAUUUGAGUUUAUUGCAUUGGAAGCGUGCCUUGAAGCAGCUUGCGGCUCCUUGGAUAAUGAGGCUAAAACAUUGGAACAAGAAGCACAUCCAGCACUUGAUAAGUUGACCUCAAAGAUUAGUACUCUUAAUUUGGAACGUGUUCGCCAGAUUAAAAGUCGUUUGGUUGCUAUUACAGGACGUGUUCAAAAGGUUAGGGACGAGUUAGAGCAAUUGCUAGAUGAUGACGGAGAUAUGGCUGAAAUGUAUUUGACUGACAAGCUGGAGGAACUGCUUGACAAUUCUUCGUCUUCUUUUGUUAACGAGGAAGAUGCCAUUGAUGAAGAGAUCCUUCAAACAAAAAUUGAUGAUAGAGUUGCUACCGAGAGUUUAAUAGAUGUGAAUGUUGAUGAACAUCUUUAUCGAGCUGAUACAAUUGGGAGAGACAGCCAAGGGACCCGAACUAGUACCACACGAAGUGGUAAUAGCAAGCACUUUGAUAUCGAGGAACUUGAAAUGCUCUUGGAGGCUUACUUCGUUCAUAUUGACGGUACUUUGAAUAAGCUGUCCACACUGAGAGAGUAUGUUGAUGACACAGAGGAUUACAUUAACAUAAUGCUUGAUGACAAACAGAAUCAUCUUCUGCAGAUGGGUGUUAUGUUGACAACCGCGACUCUGGUGGUGAGCACAUUUGUGGUGGUUGCGGGAGUGUUUGGGAUGAAUAUUACUAUUGAUAUGUUUGAUGAUAAAACUGAGGCACAGAGGGAAGUUGGUAUGCCUAAGUUUUUAUGGACUGUAGGCGGUGGUGCAACGGGUAGUAUCUUUUUAUACUGCAUCGCCAUUUUCUGGUGCAAGAGCAAACGGCUUUUGGAGUAAGCGCUCCAAAGUCUCAAAGAACAACCCGUGUAUGAAUGAAUAUAUGUAUGUAUACUAUAUUAUAAAGCAGAUUUUCCUUAGAUU